Messenger RNA from Besnoitia besnoiti, 1122 nucleotides. RefSeq names its product SAG-related sequence. The transcript has a single exon. Lineage: Eukaryota; Apicomplexa; Conoidasida; Eucoccidiorida; Sarcocystidae. The coding region runs from base 1 to 1122 and encodes 373 amino acids. The record is from RefSeq and is a predicted model, not a curated record. Gene Ontology annotation, cellular component: membrane.
AUGGUAGGGCGUCACUUGGGAGACGACGGCGUUGCCAGCCGUGCAGCCUCGGCUUCACGUCAGCAGGGGGGCAGUCUUACAGCGCUCAGCAGCAUCACCAGCAGAAGCCAGGUUUGCUUGCCAGCACAGGAGGCCUGCUUUAUGCAGUCUCUGCACCGCUCAACUCACGCGCUCGUAAAACCGAAUGCGGUAGCAUCAUGUGAGGAAAAAGAAGGCGAGACACUUUGCUCGUGUGCGCAGGAGGAGAAUGCAGCCACCCGGAAGGCGGUUAUCUCCGAGACGUCAAACCAACUACAUCUGGACUGCAAAAAUGAGCAGAGCUACGCCCCCGACGCUCUCACAUCGUCGAAGGUGUGUGCUGCUGACAACAAGGACUUGAACGACUGCAGGGAUGGAGACGGCCAAAAAUGCAUUGAUCUGAACACGCUGCUGUCAGACACGACUAAGCAAGUGUCCUGGACGAAGAAGCAGAAAAAAACAGCCAAUGAGCCUAGAGUGUUAAAUGUCCCGAAAACGCUCUUUCCUUAUGUCGACGGUAAAUUUGUCGUCGGAUGCCUGAAGAACUCGUCUCAGACAGUGUGUACGGUGGAUGUGACUGUGGCGGCGAGGGCAUCUGCCACAAACGAACAAACCGUCGCUUGUUCCUACGGUGAAGCAAGCAACGGAAAGCACCAGGCUGUCACCCUGAAACCUGGUCUCAAUAGCUUCACGCUUGUGUGCGGGGAGAAGGGCGGAAUCCAGCCAGCGAAUUUCAAGCAGAAGUACUGCGCUCCGAAGGAAAAGCAGGGCGACGUGGCUGCCGAGUGUACCGGUGACUACAAAAGCGUUCUUCCGCUGUACGAGGACAACUGGUGGUCAACAGGAGAGACCCCGGAGACAUUUGUCCUCACUGUUCCCGAAGGCCAUUUCCCUGAGAACCCAACGAGACUCUUGGUGGGGUGCAAGUACACUGGCCGCAAAGGUCAGAAGGGAGCUGACCAAGGUGAAGAGCUGCAAACGACUGUUUGUAACGUUGAUGUGACGAUUGAGGGGACUGGGCCGCCGAGUUCAUCCGCAUCGUUUUCCGCGGGUGUGGCAGGCGCCCUCUCAGUGCUGCUGGGAGCAUGUGCCGUUGUUGUGUAG